Molecule: messenger RNA, 1131 nt
Organism: Mytilus californianus (California mussel)
Lineage: Eukaryota; Metazoa; Mollusca; Bivalvia; Mytilida; Mytilidae
Product: nacrein-like protein
Exons: 9
Coding region: 1-1131 (376 amino acids)
Molecular function (GO): carbonate dehydratase activity; zinc ion binding
Source: RefSeq, a predicted model, not a curated record
AUGGAAGUCUUACUAUCGUUUCUUUCUGUAGCCGCGUUGUUUUUGACCUUCGUUGAUGGAGCUGGAUAUCUACAGGUGCGACCUCCCACCCUAGGACAGUGUUACUAUGAAGAUAUCAACAAAGCCCAUUUUAGCUACAAUAGGACUUUUUGUGAAGGACCAGCUUAUUGGUGCAAAAUUCACCUUUGUUGGAUAACAUGUGGAUCAAAGAGGAGACAAUCGCCAAUCAAUAUCGAUACAAGAAAAACAAAGUUUAGGUUUUUGUCAAGGCCAAAGUUCUACAAUCUAAACAAAAGAGUUCCUGCAACAGUUAGAAACACUGGUCAUGCACCGGAAUUCAACGUUGUACCAACUAAAUCCAAUGCCGAUAGGAUCAUUUUAUAUAAUGUUCCUGGCAGACCAAAAGAGAAGAAGUACGUAUUUGGUCAGUUACAUGUUCAUUUUGGAAGAAACGAUAAUCAAGGAUCUGAACAUUGUAUUGACAACAUAUUCAAACCGAUGGAGGCUCACUUGGUAUUUUACGACCUUAAUUAUGGCAAUCUUGGAGAUGCUAGAUCGAAAAAAGAUGGACUUGUGGGGAUAAGUGUGAUGGUAGAGGUAAGCGGUAAACACCAGAAAACCACCAAGUGUAAGAACGGAAGAAAAUGUAAAGCCAGAUUUGCAAAAAACCUCAGUAAUAUAAUGGAAAAGUACUAUGAACAAGUGCGAUGUUUUCCACUAGAGCAAUACAGCGAUUUUUUCAACAACAACAGAUUCGGGUUUUUUAGGAGAAGAAAUUCACGUUCUGAACAGUAUUGCGGAAGGACACUUAGUCAAGAUUAUAUACAAAAUAGAUGUCAAAAAGACCCGGAUGACACUUCAGUAAAAUUGCAAGUUACAGAAGGUAUCACACCUAAAGAUGUCCUGCCGUAUGACACAGAUCUAUUCUACACGUAUGCAGGAUCUCUUACGACACCCCCCUGUUAUGAAACUGUACAGUGGAUUAUUUACAAAUGUCCAAUUAAAGUUUCAAGCAAGGCUUUUAAUAUGCUUCAAUUUGUUGAGGAUUCACAGAAAGAUGAACUUAUGAAACUUGGUGUAAGGAGGCCUAUACAGGAAAAUAUGAAAGUGGUUGUAUACAGUAGUUUUUAA